Andrographis paniculata is the source of this 3330-nucleotide messenger RNA. RefSeq lists its product as uncharacterized. The transcript is spliced from 12 exons. Lineage: Eukaryota; Viridiplantae; Streptophyta; Magnoliopsida; Lamiales; Acanthaceae. Gene Ontology annotation, biological process: protein folding in endoplasmic reticulum. Gene Ontology annotation, cellular component: EMC complex. The record is from RefSeq and is a predicted model, not a curated record. Bases 136 to 3087 code for a protein of 983 amino acids. Gene Ontology annotation, molecular function: protein binding.
AGAAAGGGUUUUGCAAUUGCUGCUGCUGCCCAAACUGGGCUCGGAAUUAGUUUAAUACUUCGCUGAUAGUUCAUAACUUUUAUCGCCCCAGAUCUGUUGGCAUUACUGAAAAGCCGACGAAUCGUCGCCGUGGAUAUGGCGAUUAGGGUUUUCCUGCUGCUACUCGUCUUCCUAUCUUUGUGCUUCGUUAGUUUUUCUUUAUACGAUGACCAAGUCGGCGUCAUGGAUUGGCAUCAGCAGUACAUAGGGAAAGUUAAGCACGCAGUUUUUCAUACCCAGAAGGCGGCGAGGAAGCGUGUUGUUGUGUCCACAGAUGAGAAUGUCGUAGCGUCGCUUGAUCUUCGUCACGGGGAGAUUUUUUGGAGGCAUGUUCUGGGGCCCAAUGAUGUCAUCGACCAAAUUGAUAUUGCACUUGGAAAAUAUCUUAUUACUUUGUCAUCUGGUGGCAGUAUUUUGCGAGCUUGGAAUCUUCCUGAUGGUCAAAUGGUGUGGGAGUCAACACUUACUGGCCCAAAACCCUCAAAGUCAUUAUUACUGAUUCCGACCAAUUUGACGGUUGACAAGGACAAAGUAAUCUUUGUUUAUGGUAAUGGUGUUAUACAUGCUGUUGCAAGCAUAGACGGUGAUGUCAUCUGGAAAAAGGAAUUAGCAUCUGAAGGCACUGAUAUCCAGCAGCUAAUCAAUCCAGAUGGAAGUGAUGCAUUAUAUGCUAUAGGUGUACGGGAUCUCUCUCAGUUUGAUGUCUAUCAACUUGAUGUCAAGAGUGGAGACCUAUUAAAGCAUAAAAAAAUGGUGUUUCCUGGUGGUUUUUCGGGAGAUUUAUCAAUAGUGGAAAAUGACAUGGCUGUAGCAAUGGAUUCUACUGGAACAGUUUUGGUUACUAUUAAAUUUGUAGAUGGACAUAUUAGCUUUCAUCAGAUUCAUGUUUCUCAACUUGCCCAGGAGCUUUCAGAAACAGCAGCAGUUAUAUUACCCUCAAAAAUAUCUGGACUAGUUACCUUGGAAGUAGAUAAUACUGUUCUAUUUAUUAAGGUUACAAGUGAUGGCAUGCCGAAGGUUGUGGACAAGUUUAGUCAUGCAAAUGCUGCUAGUGAUUCUCUUCCUCUGCCAGAUGGUCAACAUGCUUUUGCCCUAGUUCAGCAUGGUGAUGGCAACAUUUUUCUGACUGUAAAGCUUGGUAAUGACUGGACGUCCAACUUAAUUGAGGAAAACUUUAAGCUUGAUCGUCAGAGAGGAGUUGUGCAUAAAGUUUUCAUCAAUAGCUAUGUUCGUACAGACAGGACAAACGGGUUCAGAGUUUUGAUUGUCAUGGAAGAUCAUUCAUUAUUAUUGUUGCAACAGGGUGAGAUUGUUUGGAGCAGGGAGGAUGGACUAGCUUCAAUUAUGGAUGUGACAGCAUCAGAGCUACCCCUUGAAAAGGAUGGUGUGUCUGUUGCAAAAGUAGAGCACAGCCUUUUUGAAUGGCUUAAGGGUCAUAUGCUGAAACUCAAAGGAACUUUAAUGAUAGCAACGCCUGAUGAUGUGGCAGCCAUAGUGAAAAUGAGGUUGCAAAGCUCUGAGAAAACAAAGAUGACCCGAGACCGCAAUGGAUUCAGAAAGCUUCUCGUAGUACUUACUCGGGCUGGAAAACUUUUUGCGCUGCACACUGGGGAUGGAAGGAUAGUCUGGUCUCGUUUACUGACCUCUCUUCGCAAAUCAGACACAUGUGCCAAUCCUAGAGGGAUUAGUUUACAUCAGUGGCAGAAUCCGCAUCAUCAUGCAUUGGAUGAGAACCCAUCUGUCCUGGUUGUUGGAAGAUGUGGUGACAACAUUGGCUCUCCUGGAGUUUUCAGUAUUGUUGACACAUACACUGGGGAGGAGCGUAGUCAUAUGAAACCUUCUCACUCCAUUACACAUGUGAUUACAUUGCCUUUUACUGAUUCCAUGGAACAGCGCUUACAUCUACUAUUUGACGCAAGUGGGCAUGCUCACUUAUAUCCUAGAACUUCUGAGGCACUCGGCAUCUUUCAGCGAGAUUUAGGGAAUAUAUAUUGGCAUUCAGCUGAUACAGAUAAAGGCCUUCUAAGGGGUGGUGAAUUGCACAAGAAUUGUGAUCUUGAGGUGGCAGAUGACUUUUGUUUUGACACAAGGGGUCUGUGGUCAAUUGUGUUUCCUGAUUCGGAAAAGAUUGCUGCAACUGCAACAAGAAGUUUAAAUGAGGUAGUCCAUACCCAAGCUAAGAUAACUGGAGAUCAGGAAGUCUUGUACAAAUAUAUAUCAAAGAAUCUGCUAUUUUUAGCCACUGUUACACCCAAGGCUGUUGAUGCAAUUGGUUAUGUCACACCUGAGGAGUCAUCUCUGGUUGUUUAUGUGAUUGAUACUGUGACAGGCCGAAUAUUACACCGUAUGAUCCAUCAUGGUUCACAGGGUCCUGUACAUGCUGUUUUCAUUGAGAACUGGGUUGUCUACCACUACUUCAAUCUACGGGCGCAUCGAUAUGAGAUGUCUGUAAUUGAAAUCUACGACCAAGCUCGUGCGGACAACAAGGAUGUGUUGAAGCUUGUUCUUGGGACGCAUAAUCUAACGUCUCCUAUAACAUCUUACUCGCGCCCUGAAGUGUUCACAAAAUCACAAUCUUACUUCUUCUCACACUCUGUGAAAACAAUGGCAGUUACAUUGACAGCAAAAGGCAUAACAUCAAAGCAGAUUCUCCUUGGUACCAUUGGCGAUCAGGUUUUGGCUCUUGAUAAGCGAUUUUUGGAUCCCCGAAGAACAGUCAAUCCUACUCAAUCUGAAAAAGAAGAAGGAAUAAUACCUCUUACCGAUUCAUUGCCAAUUAUCUCCCAGUCAUACAUAACACAUUCUCUUAAGGUGGAAGGCCUCCGAGGCAUUGCAACAGUUCCUGCUAAACUUGAAUCCACCACACUUGCUUUUGCAUAUGGGGUUGAUCUCUUCUUCACUCGGCUUGCCCCUUCCCGGACAUACGAUUCUCUCACUGAAGAUUUCAGCUAUGCCCUUCUCCUGAUCACAAUCGUUGCCCUUGUCGCUGCCAUAGUCGUAACAUGGAUUUGGUCCGAGAAGAAAGAUCUCCAGGACAAGUGGCGGUGAGUCGAAAACGGUUUGUCUGUGACAUUUGGCGACCACAGAACAAAUGAUAGACAGAGUCAGUCGCAUUGAUUUAACCCUUAAUGGAGAAGUGGGUGCAAAACCAGCACUGCACUCAGGGAUGUUGUAAAAUUUAGAACUUUUCUAUGUUGGCGCUAGCUAGCAAGUAGGCUAUGUUCUUCUUGGCUUCUUUUAUUUCGUUACAUUCGAGAUACACGAUGAGAAAUUGUUUGCCAUUUCCACUGC